AUGUUUUAUAUUUACAUUUCAAAGAAAAUUGUUGCAAUAACUGGUGUUCAAGAAACUUCGUGCAAGCUUUGCCUCAAAACUGUAACCGUUAAUGGUUUUGAGGUAAUAAACAACGUUAUUAGAGAAGGUCUUUUGCUGAAAUUGAAAUUUGAUAGCGAGGGCAAAGACGUUAUAUGUAACGUUUGCAGAAGAAAGUUCAACGCAGCAUUAGAAUUUAAAUCAACUUGUCUGAAUACCGAUUAUACAAUUAAUCGAUAUGUGGAUAGCGAAGAAAUAUUACAGCUCGAUAUAAGGGAUGUGUAUACGAAGGAAAAUACAAGCGAGUCAAUAGAUAUUUCAGAUAGUCAGAAAAUAUGUCGAUUGGGUAUGCACCCGGUAGAAAGUGAGUUUAGGCACAUUUGUGAAGAGGAACUUGAAGCUAUCGGGAAAUUGGCUCCUGAAAUGAAUAUAAAUAUCAUCAAAGAUCCCGUUGUAUGUAAGGAAUGCUUUGAAUCUGUGUGCACCCACAACAGUUUCCUAAAAAAUUGCUUGGAAGUACAGGAAAAAAUUGGAGGUAUUUUUAAUAGCGCAGCAACAGAAAGUCAGAUAGAUACGUCACCAUCUGAUCUAUUUGUUAAGACUGAAUACCAGGACAAUGAAUUCGAUAUCAAGGAGAUGGAAAUGUCAAUCAAAGCUGAAAGUAUCGACGUAAAAUCGGAAGAUCAGGAAAGGAGCGACUCGCUACUGCAGAGCUCCAAUAGUGAAUCAUUCGAGAAGAGUGUCUUUAAAGAUGCCGAAAAGGAUGGAUGUAAACAUGAGAAUAGAUCAACAAACCAAUAUAAUACAAAAGUCGAGCAGGAAUUUUACAAAUGUGAUAAAUGUAUUUACAAAUCUGGAAGCGAAACCCGUUUUAUAGAAGACCGUGCGAGACACGGGAACGAUUCGGAAGCAUAUAAAUGUGAAUCGUGUAAGUACGAAACAGAAAAUAAAAAAAUAUUUCAGAAACCUGGGUUGAGGCAUGAAGAUCCUUCGGAAAUGUGUAUGCACCGAUGCGGAUCACGUGAAAAGCGAUUGUACGAGUGUGACUUUUGUGAUUUCAAAACAAAGCGGAAGGUCAGUUUUAAUAGUCAUUAUAUAAAACACAAAAACUCAAACAAUUGUGUAGAAUUAACGAAUAAGGACAUUUCACAACUGCCCAUUUAUAAAUGUGAUAGUUGCACAUACGAAUCAAAGAUUAAGACACGUUUUACCAAACAUCAGUUGAAACUAUACUGUUGGUUUCAUGAUAAAUUACGAAUAGUCACAGCACAGCACUCUCUACUGCUAGUGAAGUGA
Molecule: messenger RNA, 1314 nt
Organism: Anoplophora glabripennis (Asian longhorned beetle)
Lineage: Eukaryota; Metazoa; Arthropoda; Insecta; Coleoptera; Cerambycidae
Exons: 5
Coding region: 1-1314 (437 amino acids)
Biological process (GO): regulation of transcription by RNA polymerase II
Cellular component (GO): nucleus
Molecular function (GO): DNA-binding transcription factor activity, RNA polymerase II-specific; RNA polymerase II transcription regulatory region sequence-specific DNA binding; zinc ion binding
Source: RefSeq, a predicted model, not a curated record